AUGGAGGCCCUGGACCAACUCGAUGAAAUGGAGCGAGCAAAGGCCUCUUCACUGCCCCCAAUCCGCUUCGACGAGAAAGGGGAUGUAUCCUUUGGGAUCCAUUGGCGGGAGCAGACUGAGUGGAGCCGACGGUCUGUAGCGGCCAAGGAGCGAUGGAAGGACCCAAUCGAGAAGUCGGAUGCUCUCAAGAAGCGGAUGGAGUCGAAGAGACAGGCGCAAGGGAAGAAGAAGAAAGCGACGAGAAAGCAGGACAAGGAUUCAGCGGUCGCGACGCAAGGCAAGGAGGAAGGAGAUCAAGACCCAAGGACGGAAGGGAAGAAGCGCAAGUCAGACAAGCUUCGUCAGCUUCACCAGGAUCAAGGCACAUGGCUGACUGAAAGGCUCCUCUCCGACUCUGAAGUGCGGAAGGGAAGUCUGGAAUGGCGUCUGGCGAAGCGAGAGCGGAGCAAGUCGAGUGAUGAAGCAGAAGGGACAGAGCUGGAUGAGCAAAAAGAAGCCAUGUUGCGAGCCAGGAAGCGAGAAUACAUGCGGAGACACCAGGCUGACAAGACGGAAUGCUUGCAAGGUACCGUGAGAAGAAAAGAUUGCAAAGAGACGGUGAAAGUGUGGGGGAGAUUGACCCUAGGGAUGGAGAGGGGCAAGGGAAAGAAACAGAAUGAAAAAGAUUUCAACUCAAGCUUGACCAGGGUAUCUGCUGUCUUACUCGUUAACAUCGCAUUGAACUCUCAGUAUCGGCUCCCAUUGCCGCGGCUGCGGCUGGACUUGAAGAAUGUUGACUGCCAUUACCUGACGCUCGUUAGCGCAGAGCAGAGGGUAACAGGGGAGGACAGUGAGAGUAGUAGAGGAGGAGCAGGGUUCAAGGAUCAGGCUUCAGAGGGAGGAGCUCACUUCGACGAGGAAGGAGACGGAUUCCUCCCCAAGGAUGUUGACCUCCGAAGUCUUCGUCUUGGAGCACUGCCGUACAGUCACAACAAGAUCAUGGAAGAGCAAGGCCCACCAGCUCCACUUCCACUCCCUCAGCCGCGAGCUGCAUCCUGA
Guillardia theta CCMP2712 is the source of this 1038-nucleotide messenger RNA. RefSeq lists its product as hypothetical. NCBI's taxonomy places the organism in Eukaryota, Cryptophyceae, Pyrenomonadales, Geminigeraceae. The transcript has 7 exons. The record is from RefSeq and is a predicted model, not a curated record. The coding region runs from base 1 to 1038 and encodes 345 amino acids.